UUGAGAACAACUCAUUACCCAAAAAAAAGGAAAUACAAGAAACAGAGACAAAACAAACAUGGUUGUACAGAGUCAAAACAACAACAAUGUUCAUGUCUUAGUUCUCCCAUACCCAGCACAAGGUCACAUAAGUCCACUAAUUCAAUUCGCUAAGCGAUUAGUCUCAAAAUCCAUUAAAACCACAUUCGCCACAACCCACUACACCGUUAAAUCCAUAACCGCCCCAAACAUAGCCGUCGAACCUAUCUCAGAUGGGUUCGACGAAUCUGGCUUUUCACAAGCCAAAAACGUUGAAUUGUUUCUAAAUUCAUUCAAAACCAAUGGCUCAAAAACACUCUCUCACCUCAUUGAAAAACAUGAAAAAACAACCACACCUAUCACGUGCAUUGUUUAUGAUUCUUUUCUACCUUGGGCUCUUGAUGUUGCUAAACAACAUGGGAUUUAUGGUGCUGCUUUUUUCACUAAUUCAGCUGCUGUUUGUAACAUUUUUUGUCGUAUACAUCGAGGAUUGCUUGAAAUUCCGGUGGAAGUUAAUGAUGACUCACCUUUGUUUGUUCCCGGUAUUCCACCUUUGUAUUGUAGAGAUCUUCCGAGUUUUUUAAGGUUUCCACAAAGUUACCCUGCUUAUAUGGCUAUGAAGUUGAAUCAAUUCUCUAAUUUGAAUCAGGCUGAUUGGAUGUUUAUCAACACUUUUGAAGCAUUGGAAGAGAAGGUGGUGAAGGGCCUAAUUGAAUUGUUUCCUGCUAAGUUAAUUGGUCCAAUGGUUCCUUCUGCUUACUUAGAUGGAAGGAUUAAAGGAGACAAAGGUUAUGGAGCAAGUUUAUGGAAGCCUUUAAGUGAAGAUUGCAUCAAUUGGUUAGAAACAAAAUCAUCUCAAUCAGUUGUGUAUAUCUCCUUUGGAAGCAUGGUUUCUUUGACAUCAAAACAAAUUGAAGAAGUAGCUUAUGGAUUAAAAGAGAGUGGUGUGAAUUUCUUGUGGGUUUUAAGAGAAUCUGAGCAAGGAAAAUUACCAAAUGGGUACAAAGAUUCAACAAAAGAAAAGGGUUUAAUUGUAACAUGGUGUAACCAACUUGAAUUAUUGGCUCACAAAGCUAUUGGUUGUUUUGUGACACAUUGUGGUUGGAAUUCAACACUUGAGAGUCUUAGUCUUGGUGUUCCUGUUGUGUGUUUGCCACAAUGGGCUGAUCAAUUGCCUGAUGCAAAGUUUUUGGAUGAGAUUUGGGAUGUGAGGCCAAAAGAGGAUGAUGAAGGUGUUGUGAAGAGAGAAGAGUUUGUUAAGAGUUUGAAGGUUGUAAUGGAGGGUGAAAGAAGUGAAGUGAUUAGAAGGAAUGCUUGUAAAUGGAAGAAGUUGGCUAGGGAUGCUGUUAGUGAAAGAGGUAGUUCUGAUAAGAACAUUGAUGAAUUUGUGGAUCAUUUGAUUAAUAAUGAUAAGAGUGGAAAUUUGAAGGAAUACUAAAAUGGUCAUUUUCAUUAAUGAAUAACAGUGAUUUGUUAGAUUUAGUUAUGAAUAAAGCAGAGAGAUGACCAUUUUUAACCUUUUAUAUGUUUCUAAAAAAUCAAAAUCUUGUUCGGAAGCAUAUAUCCUAAGGACAAAAUAACUCAUCUUUUAGUUUAGAAAUGCACAUUUGAAGAAUAAAAAAGUUGUAAUUUUUGAAAAUGUGUAUUUUCAAAGUAUAUGUGUGAGUGAGAAAUGGAUUUUAGCAUAUGUAUUUUAGUUUAGAGAUGGAUUUUAGUUUUUUAUAUGUAUUUUUAUUUUGAGAGCCCAAUUGUUUUUCUUUAUUAUACCAUUAUGCAUUGUUAAGCUAAAAACAUUGAUGAAUUUGUGGAUUAUUUGAUGAACAA
Cicer arietinum (chickpea) is the source of this 1842-nucleotide messenger RNA. Its product is annotated as UDP-glycosyltransferase 74B1. Gene Ontology annotation, molecular function: quercetin 7-O-glucosyltransferase activity; quercetin 3-O-glucosyltransferase activity. The record is from RefSeq and is a predicted model, not a curated record. NCBI's taxonomy places the organism in Eukaryota, Viridiplantae, Streptophyta, Magnoliopsida, Fabales, Fabaceae.